Fusarium redolens is the source of this 3793-nucleotide messenger RNA. RefSeq lists its product as uncharacterized. Bases 298 to 3669 code for a protein of 1123 amino acids. Gene Ontology annotation, cellular component: proteasome regulatory particle, base subcomplex; cytosol; nucleus. Lineage: Eukaryota; Fungi; Ascomycota; Sordariomycetes; Hypocreales; Nectriaceae. Gene Ontology annotation, molecular function: polyubiquitin modification-dependent protein binding. The record is from RefSeq and is a predicted model, not a curated record. Gene Ontology annotation, biological process: proteasome-mediated ubiquitin-dependent protein catabolic process. The transcript has 2 exons.
CGAUGUCUUAUAGUGGUUGUCUAUUGGCUCAUCAGUGUAUCAAUAGUGUCUCGCGCCGGCUUAUCAUCGGCAAAGUUCAAGAUCGGAUACUCGACACGCCGCGAGGCAAAAAAGGGAAACUUCCUCUUGGAACGAUCAUCACCUUGACCAACACCUCAUCUUCGCGACGAUAUACCACAACAGCGCACGAACAAGCUCCUCAUCUGUUUCAACAUCCUCGCCCCGGCGUCCUAGACUGUGCAGAUACCUUGUGCACGGUCAACACCCUUAUCCCCCGAGUCCCAAGCCUUCAGCUAUAUGCAACAAGAGCCUCUCGAGAAUCUAGAACCUUUGAUUCACCGAGACAACCCUUAUAAAACCUCGAUCUCCCAGCAUGGCCCCAUUCACCAUGACCCGUGUGGCCUUCGUCGAGUCUAUUCCGGAGACUCAAGUGGCGCUGAACCAGGCUCUGCACCGGCACUCCGCCGCGACUCCGGUCAUGACGUCGAUGCCGACUUACUCGAUGAGGAGCUACGUCGACUGAGUUUGGGUCAUCGCUCAACUGUUCGACCUUCAGCUCCUGGCCAGCGCAUCUCCGAGUACGAAAAUGCAAUGACACCGCCUACUCCAAAGAAGGCAUUGGGCUUCAAGGUUAUCAAGCGCUCCGAAACUCCUUCUGAUGGUGUGCAGCUUGAAGAUUUCCCAAAUGAGAUCUUAACACAUAUUCUUUCGCAUCUCCAUUCCGACUCGCACGCCGCCAUUGCUCUCGUCUCCAAGCGCUUUUAUGCCCUCAUCACCAGCUCCCAUGCUUGGCGCAUGGCCUUCCUACGAUUCUUCCCAGGUCAUGAAGCACUCGAGGUUAAGAAAAAUGUGGAUAUGUGGGCUUACAGCUCGCACGAUCUGAUACAGUCUGAGUCUCGUUAUUUCACUCGUCUUACCCCCCUAGCAUCCUGGAGAAAGGAAUACCUUCUGCGCACCCGCUUGAUCAGAAGUCUGGCCCGUGGUAAACCAGGUGCAUCCUUUGCCUCUGGAGGUAUUGGCGCAUCUGUUCGUACCGGGAAGAAAACCAGCGCUGUGUUGACGUACAACUCCAAGCUGCCAUGGGCUGUCACGAAUAUUCACGCUGUCUUCACAAACGGAAAGAAACCACCAAAAGCUAUCCACGGAGCCGCCGACCUGGGAGUAGCCUCAGUCAGUGACCCUACCAACGGGAGGAUUGAGAAAUGGGGAUUCGUUGAUCCCUUCAGCUCUAUGCAACUUGAUGAGGUGUUCCCCGACCUUGUUCCCUUUGGCUUGGGGGAGGGUCCCGCAGCAACUCCCAAUGUUCUCGAUGUAAGCCAGCCAUAUGGUAUCCUUGCAGGUGAGGGAUUUCCGGGUGGUCGUCCCUAUUACCGCCCUGUCAAUGAGAACCGUGGACGAUAUCUCGGUGCGGAUUCUGGUGUUGUUGAUACCUAUCCUGAUAUCCCUAAGAUACCAGAAAUGUCUGAAGCGGUCUGCAGUGUAUGGUUGGCCAAAUCGCCGAAUGUGCCAACAAAUACGCGGUCAAUGAUUGGGAUGCUGACUGGCUCUACCCUUGGAGUCGUCACUUCAUACACCCUGGGCAAUGACUCUGGACCUCAACGUUAUCAACCCGGAGAAGUUACUGCGCGUUGGGUCCUUAGUCCUGGCGUUCCAAUCAUCUCUCUAAAGGUUGAUGACAACUAUAGCCAGAAACGCAAGUCUUCUGCAAGGGUAUGGAUCGUUGCGCUCAAUGCUUUGGGUGAGGUAUUCUAUCUGACUGAAACACCUACUGCACAAAACCCAACCAAGAGCGAAGACAUCACCAAAAAUGCUUGGUUUGCUGGGCGCUCAGUUUACUGGCACCUUUUGGACUCCACUCGACGCGUUGCUCGACCAGAUGAUCUGGACAAAAACGCCAUCAAAGGCGCGUACUCGCCCCGGUCACCUUCCAACUCUAUGAGCCUGAGCAAGAGUCAGUUGGCUGCUGAAGCACGAGAAAUUGAAAAGUUCUUGCGCCAAAAACCUGCACACUUCCGAAGGGUUUGCGAAGGAUGGGAUAUGCAGCGCAAAUUGGAAGUCGAUUUCGCUAAUGAUGACGGCCAUGGUGCUGGUGAAAACAUAUUUGUCAUCGACUGUGGACUCGCCGAAGACCGCCCUGCACACGUCGAGCGAUACACUCGAUCUUUAGUUCCUCAAGAUGUACAAUCGUCUUCGGUCGUGUUGUUCCCCAUGCCCCUUGAUAACUCCGCCAGCGCUGAGCCGUCACUAUUCGGGACUAUUGCAGGAAAGGCAUCACAGGGGCCAGAGGAGAAGAUAUCUCAAUCUGUCACGUCUACUUCAGUGUCAUCAUUGGAGGUCCUGUCCCAUCUUCACGAGUGGGAGAGUUGCUCCUUUAGGUUGAAAGGUCAAAGUCAUGCAGUGAUCACUAGUGCCUCAAUGGACCAAUCUAGCACGGCAGUCCUGACACUCGGCGAAGAUCCUCUUCACUCGGCUGAGGAAGAGAUUCCAGGCCGCAGAUCUCGAUUGUUUGCUGUCGGCACAGACGACGGGGCUGUACUUGUCUGGAACGCUCGUGAGGAUGCCAAGGCUACGGGUAUCAGCCCAGUGCGACAAAUCCAGACGGACUCCCCAGAAGUGUCCUGUGUGGCACUCUCGGCUAUGUAUGUUGUCCAUGGCGGUAGCGACGGACUGGUGCAAGCAUGGGACCCCUUGGCAUCAACAUUGGAUCCAGUUCGAACUCUCAACGCGAGGUCCAACGGCCGAGUGCCUCGACACAUGGUGACAAUGAACCCAACUCUUGACGAGUCGACUUACUCGGCAGUUGGUGCAAUUUAUCUUGACCCUGAUCCAACCGUCCUUCGUGGAGUUGUUUCAUUUGGUGCUUUUCUGAGGUACUGGGCAUACAGCUCUGCCAGUCACGCUUCAGGACGCAAACGUCGGCUUAGACACUCCGAUGUUCAUGGUCGUCUGGCCAGUCGUCGUCAAGGCGGAGCAGUCAUUGAUUUUAUCGCUGCUGAGGAGGCUGAAAUCAAAAGGGAGAACGAGCAAAAGGCCAGAGAGCAGAAUCGCCUGCGCAAUCGCUUUGGUGUCGGUGCGCUCGGUGACCUAACUGAAGAAGAAGCAUUGCGGUAUGCGCAGAUGGUCUCUGAGGAAGCCUUCCUUUUCGAGGAACAACGUCGAACAAGCGAUUCCGCUGCCGAUGCCAGCCUGGAUACUGCUUCGACAUUCAGUGAGACCACUACUGUUGAUACCGUCACCCCCGAGCCAAGUGUCUCGGACAUGAUAACUCCCCCAUCUGCCUCCACGGAUAAUAUUGAGAGAGCACCUGUCGAGGACGACUAUGAACAACAGAUUCAGCAGGCAAUCCGUCUUUCUCUGAUGGAAGGCGUCAAUGAUAACCCCACGUCUCCCCAGGCAGCGAGCUCCGGUGAUUACGAAUUCUCCCUGACAUACAAACCCAAGUCCGGCAAGAAGAACAAGACAUCUGGAGCUGUGUCGCCUGGAGUUUGCAAGGCGUGGUCGGCAAACCACAUAGAGCCUAGGGACUAUGACCUAGAACUCGCUCUGAAACUGAGCAUGGAGGAGCAAGGUCUGUCGGCGUUUGACGCAGGGUCAGUCGUUCACCGCGAGGAGUUCCCGGCGCUGGAAGCUGAAGGCGUUGGUAAGGGGAAAGGGGUACAGAGGUGGUGAUUUAGAGUAUUUGCUGCAUUGUGUGUCUCGUCGUUCACCGCUUUACAUUCGAUGCCAUGGGUCAACACGAUACGUGUUCGAUCCGCUGGCCUAGCUUUUACAUAAUUGGACCUUCCAUCGGUAU